This is a messenger RNA of Brienomyrus brachyistius, 3778 nucleotides long. RefSeq names its product large neutral amino acids transporter small subunit 3-like. Lineage: Eukaryota; Metazoa; Chordata; Actinopteri; Osteoglossiformes; Mormyridae. Gene Ontology annotation, biological process: neutral amino acid transport; transmembrane transport. The record is from RefSeq and is a predicted model, not a curated record. Gene Ontology annotation, molecular function: L-amino acid transmembrane transporter activity; neutral L-amino acid transmembrane transporter activity. The coding region runs from base 188 to 1846 and encodes 552 amino acids. The transcript has 15 exons.
CUAAAAACCUAAGUGUCCGGGUAGUUAAAUACUCAUUCAAGCAAGACGACGCAUACUUGUUUGAAAUAAUGAAAAGGACGGAUCAUUGAGAGCGAACCUAGGGGAAAGUAUCCUGUGUGGAAGAGGGGGAAAGAGGACAAUUGAUCAACCACGUGAAGUAUAUAUAUAUCUUUAAAUCAAUAACAUCAUGGCGCCCUCCCCCUCCGUGGCCUUCCAGAGACGGCUGUGGAUGGCGGGGACAGCCGUGGUGGAGAAUCUGCUCUUCUCCGCCGUGCUGCUGGGCUGGGGCUCCCUGCUGAUUAUGCUGAAGAACGAGGGCUUGUAUUCGCACUUGUGUUCAGUGAACGAGACGACGGCUGCAAACGCCACCGAUGAGGAUGUGCUGUGGCUCAGCUGUGUGGAGCAGGAGGAGAUGCUCAACCUGGGCUUCACCAUCGGCUCUUUCCUGCUCAGCGCAGCCACCCUUCCCCUAGGGGUCCUGAUGGAUAAGUUCGGGCCCCGUCCGCUGCGUCUACUAGGAAGUGCGUGCUUUGCUGUCUCCUGUGCCCUGAUCGCCAUCACGGCCUACAACCCCAUGGACCUCUCUGCUCUCAUCUUUCUCGCUGUGUCCUUCAAUGGCUUUGGAGGGAUCUGCCUGACCUUCACAUCCCUCACGUUGCCAGUAAUGUUUGGUAGCUUGAGCUCCACCAUCAUGUCCCUCAUGAUUGGCUCCUACGCCUCCUCAGCAGUCACCUUCCCAGGAGUCAAGCUGAUUUACAAUGCCGGCGUGUCUUUCCGGGUGAUCAUGUGGGUGUGGUCAGCCCUGGCCUGCCUGGUUUUCCUGAACUGCUUCCUGAACUGGCCGGCGGAGGCCUUCUACACCCCCGAGGAGUUCAGGAGGAAGACUGAGACUGAGAGCACCAGUGUUUCUCAGGAAGAGAAGGAGAGCUGGGAUCAUCUCCACAAAGAUGUUCCCCCAGGGGACCUGGCCCUAAGUGAGGGCAACCAGGAAGUUGAUCAGCUCUCCAAGAAGCUUCCAGAGGACAACCCCAACCUACAAAGUACGGUGCCCUUUCGCAGGUCAGUGUGCUCGCCCAUCUUCUUAUGGAGCCUCCUUACCAUGGGCAUGACCCAGCUGAGGAUCAUCUUCUACAUGGGCGCCAUGAACAACAUGCUGCAGUUCCUGGUCACCCACGGCAAUCCGCACCCCUCUGAGGAACUGGCAAUAGAAGCUAAUGAAAAAGUGGACAGCUACGCCUCCAUCUUCGGCGCCUUGCAACUGCUGUGCCUGCUGACAUGCCCUCUCAUUGGCUACAUCAUGGACUGGAAGAUGAAGGAGUGCGUGCAAGGCGACAAAUUCCUGGACAACGGGCGGAAAAGGAGAGACCCGAAGCUGCAGAAGCUCACCAAUGCCAUCAGAGCCUUUACCCUUACUAACCUGCUGCUGUUCAUCUUUGGUAUCACCUGCCUGAUAGACAACAUGGCUGUACAGGUCAUCACGUUCAUAUUGCACACUAUGGUCCGAGGGUUCAUCCAUUCUUGCUGCGGGGGCAUGUACGCUGCAGUGUAUCCCUCCAAUCACUUCGGCACCCUGACGGGGCUGCAGUCAAUGAUCAGUGCAGUCUUCGCCCUACUGCAGCAGCCGCUCUUCAUCGCAAUGGUGGGACCACUCAAGGGAGACCCCUACUGGAUCAACAUGGGACUCCUCCUUUUUUCAUUGGCCGGGUUCUUGUUGCCCGGAUACCUGCUCUAUCACCAUAGACACCUCCAACAGAAGGCAAAGCUAGAGGUGGAGGUGGCCAAAGAAACCAUGACCCACGAAGAGAGCAACAGCACCAAAAACCAUAGUAACGGGCAUCUCCCUUAGGAGGCUUAGCAUUUAGACUCCGUCCAUCCAUCCAUCCAUCCAUCCAUCCAUCCAUCCAUUUUCCAUUCCCACUUAUCCUGUCCAGGGUCUCAGGGGUCCAGAGUUUAUCCUGGAGGCUACAGGCACAAGGCAGGGAACAACCCAGGAUGGGGCACCAACCCAUCACAGAGCACACUCACACCUACAGGCACAAGGCAGGGAAUAACCCAGGAUGGGGCACCAGGUGACUGAAGAUUUCAACAUUAAAUCCGUUCAUUUUAAAAUAGUAUUUCCAAUGUAAUUUUUGAUGAGAUAUACCAUAGUUUUUAAAAAUAAUUUUAUGGCUAUUACCUGUACGUUGUUGUUGUUGUUGUUGAUGUGUAUAGUAGCAUUUUUAGUGUUAAUUACUAGUCUGACUGAAACUGAUUUCAGAAAAAUGGACUUGAAGUUAGUUUUAGUGUUUGGAUGUUUUAUGAGUGUGCCAUGUGACAAUGGUUUUAAUUCACUUUGCAUUACAACAGAAAUUCUAUGUUGUAAAAACCAUAUGCUUGUUUUGUUAUAGGUAUAUCGGUAUAUAUAAUAUAAAAAUAUUAUCAUUAUUAUGUAUAAUCAUCUCACCAGCUUAGUAGAUUGUACGUCAUAGUCCGUUUUAAGAUUGAGGAGAACUUGGUAACAUAAUCAGUUCGUCAUUUAGUACUUUUCAUGGUCUGUAGGGUGAAUCACACAAUUGAGUGACACUCAAGCUGUCUAAGAAUCACGUUCUUUCUCUGAUCAGUAUAUAUUCACAACACUGAGAACAUGCGCCGUUACGAUGGAAUGGGCUACUGAAGGCGAUGUACUAAAAAAGCCGAUUGGAAGAUUGGUACAUCGGUACUUAUUUCAUUAAGCACCAUUUCAGUCAGUGUCAUAAAUGUGUAAGUGAGGCUGUUCGGUAAACACUAUUUCAAUAUGAAUUGUCUCAUAACACUGGUGCAAAUUCUUUUGUUUUAAUUUGCUGUUUUUAAGUUUUAAGCAUGUUGAUUCGUUUUUGCAUAGGUAUGUUUUGUGGCUGCACAUCUUGACUUCGAAAGGAAACUUCUCUUUAUGUAUUUGGAGGUCAUAUUGUCUGAUAUUCGCAAAGUUUUUUUUUUUUGAUGAUGGUCGAUAUAUUCUGUGACAAGCUGCACAAAAAAAUCACCUAGACGGUACCUUAUUGUGUUGUGGUUCUUGUGGCCAUUCCAGACAUGUAUUUGCCAAAGUUUAUUUAUGAUUGGUAGUAUAAUGACGUUCGCUGUCAUCCAAUAGCGUUUUUUAGUUGUACACUAUUGCAGCAUAAUAUACGUGUAUUGAAAUGUGCGCCAGUAGAAGUUAAUACCUCACUGUCAACAUUUUGCAAAAAAAAAAUGCAAAUACAGGAAUGUUCUUAUCUCACACAAAGUGCCUCAAAAUGUAAAAAAAAAUGCAAUCCCUCACUCGUUGGAGGGUGGGACCCCAGUUAACCAAAGCAUUAUUUUCCAAAUGGCAGUGUCCACUCCAUGUACUUCCUGCAAAGCUUGAAUUUUGUGGCCUAUUAUCUGGUAAUAAGGUCAUUCUGCCUUUCACAGGUACAGAGAUAUUUGAUAUUAAAAAUAUUGGGGUGGGGGGUGGGGGGGGGCUUCCUCUUCAUCUCACACACUGAAUGGAUGGGAGCUGUAUUUUAGCUGGUGCUUUUGUCUGAAGAAAUCUGCAGUCCAUAUAUGAGUCUAAGUGCCUUCAAGGAAAUCAGAACGCAGUGGUUAGAGCGGCUGCCGUUAGCUAGCGAGUCCCUACCUUUGUCCACUGCGCCAUUCACUGCUGGAUUCUUCUGACUUGGCCCAUUAACUGUGACUGGUCACUUGUAUCUAUUCCUGUAUUCUUUAUUUUUUUUUUACUGCUUUUUCUGAGGAUCCAUCAGAUGUCAACUUGAGACAAUAAAUACGUAUUUUUGGAAACGAA